GGGCUGACGUUUGAGGAGGUGGAGAGCUUCUUCACAUUUCUGAAGAACAUAAACGACGUGGACACGGCUUUGAGCUUUUACCACAUGGCUGGAGCUUCGCUCGAUAAAGUGACCAUGCAGCAAGUGGCCAGGACGGUGGCCAAGGUGGAGCUCUCCGACCACGUGUGCGACGUGGUCUUCGCGCUCUUCGACUGCGAUGGGAACGGCGAGCUGAGCAACAAGGAGUUUGUUGCCAUCAUGAAGCAGCGCCUUAUGAGAGGCUUGGAGAAGCCAAAGGACAUGGGCUUCACGCGGCUGAUGCGGGCGAUGUGGAAAUGCGCCCAGGAGACGGCGUGGGACUUCACCAUGCCCAAGCAGUAG
Eurypyga helias (sunbittern) is the source of this 360-nucleotide messenger RNA. Its product is annotated as calcium uptake protein 1, mitochondrial. Lineage: Eukaryota; Metazoa; Chordata; Aves; Eurypygiformes; Eurypygidae. Gene Ontology annotation, molecular function: calcium ion binding. The transcript is spliced from 3 exons. Gene Ontology annotation, biological process: mitochondrial calcium ion homeostasis; calcium import into the mitochondrion. The record is from RefSeq and is a predicted model, not a curated record. Gene Ontology annotation, cellular component: uniplex complex. The annotation marks the transcript as partial.